AUGUCUAUUCCCAACGAAGCUCUCCAAAAACUCCUUCAAGAGAUCGAAUCUCGCGUCAUCUCCUCGCAACAACAAAUCGGAAUCACCAAGGCCCAGAUGACGACAAAACAGCGAGACAUGCGUAUGCUCGAGCUCACAUCAAAGGAAAUUGGAACUCUACCCGGUGACACAAAGGUCUACGAAGGUGUUGGUCGGAUGUUCGUCGCGGUCCCCAGAACAGCCGUCGACAAGCGGAUAUCGACCGAGAGUACGGAGUUAAAGUCUGAGAUUGAAGGACUAGAGAAGAGGAUGAAUUAUCUCGAGAUGACAUUUAAGAAUAGUCGUGAGAAUCUGGAGCAGAUUUUGAAGUCGGGCCGGGCGUGA
Molecule: messenger RNA, 363 nt
Organism: Aspergillus calidoustus
Lineage: Eukaryota; Fungi; Ascomycota; Eurotiomycetes; Eurotiales; Aspergillaceae
Source: the annotation of a GenBank genome assembly